Diaporthe amygdali is the source of this 864-nucleotide messenger RNA. RefSeq lists its product as uncharacterized. Lineage: Eukaryota; Fungi; Ascomycota; Sordariomycetes; Diaporthales; Diaporthaceae. The record is from RefSeq and is a predicted model, not a curated record. Bases 1 to 864 code for a protein of 287 amino acids. The transcript has a single exon.
AUGGCCGAUCAACCGGACGACAACAAGGACAACAUCGACCCGCCUUUACGGCGGAGCCAGGUGUCCUGGGAUGGGUGCGUGGUCAUUCCCGGACCUCUGUCGCAACGCCAGGACGACGACGACGACGACGCCAGCGAGCAGCCCACAGAGGACAGUGAGGAGACAGUCGACUCCCCGGCCUCCCCGGCGGUAGGUCAGCUUGAACGGACCUCAAGCACCAUCAGCGACGCCGUCGACCAAGGCAAGAUCAGAGAUUCCCUAGAACUAAAGAAGUACCAGCCUCCCAACCCACUCGGAGUUCGCAGGUUCUCCGAGCAGGGAGCCACCGACGACAAGAAUUCCAAGAAACCUGAGCUGCUGGAGCCUGAGCUGCUUCAGCUUGGGCUGCCUGCUCAGCCAAGGCCUGCUCAACCGGAGCCUGCUCAACCGGAGCCUGCUCAACCGGAGCCUGCUCAACCGGAGCCUGCUCAACCGGAGCCUGAGCUGCCGGACCCUGAGCUUCCGAAGCCAGUGGAGAUCAACAUGUUCAGCCUGCCAUCGACGAUGCUCCGACUGAGCAACACCCUCCCACGCCGGGCCCCCUACGCCCUGAACUUGAUCAAGCCGUAUCCGAAUCCGACCGGAUGGAAGAACCCGAGGGGAUUCAAAAGGUCAUACACGGCGCCAGCGACCACCGGAUCCAGCCUCGGGCGUGGUAAGUCCGCUGACAACAACAACAACAACAACAACAACAACAACCCCGUCAGCGGUUCGCCGGCUAGCGCCAACCAGGGAGGUCGCAGUCAGCAGCAUCUGUCUGGCACCUUCAACGUCAUGAGCAAGGCCCGCGGUGCUGUCGGACGGUUCUGGAAGUCAGGUGCCUAA